AGCAUAUGAUGUGUUUAAAAGCAUCGCGUGUUCACGAUCACAAGACAGUUGGAGCUCCGGAGUCCGUUUUCUUCAGACUUAGCGUCCCUGGCAUCAUACUUGAGGUGCUUCCGUCCGUGUAGCAGAUUACCGGGCUGUGAUGGAGCGCUGGCGGGGCAGAGUGGCUCUGGUGACCGGAGCCUCGGUCGGGAUUGGGGCGACUAUAGCCGUGGAACUGGUCCGGCUCGGUAUGAAAGUAAUGGGCUGCGCCAGGGACAUAGGAAAAAUCCAGAAACUGGCAGCAGAGUGUCAGAGCGCCGGCCACCCUGGUGUUUUGGUUCCUUUCAAGUGUGACUUGAGCAAAGAGGAGGAGAUUCUGGCCAUGUUUGCAGCGAUCAAAGAGCAGCACAAAGGCGUGGACGUGUGCAUCAACAACGCUGGCUUGGCUCAUCCAGACCUGCUGCUAAAUGGCAAAACCAGUGGCUGGAAGAACAUGAUGGAUGUGAACGUUCUUGCUCUGAGUAUCUGCACACGUGAAGCUUAUCAGUCAAUGAAAGAGAGAAAUGUUGACGAUGGCCACAUCAUAAACAUAAACAGCAUGUGCGGACAUCGUGUAGUUCCCAAAGCUGUUCUGCAUUUCUACACCGCCACAAAGUAUGCUGUAACCGCCCUGACGGAGGGCCUGAGGCAGGAGCUGCGUGCAGAAAACAGCCAUAUCCGAGCCACAUGUAUAUCUCCUGGUUUAGUGGAGACAGAAUUUGCUUUCCGGCUCUACAGCAACAGUCCUGAUAAAGCAUCUGGUGCAUAUUCUGCAUAUAAGCCUCUGGAAGCAAUAGAUGUUGCCAAUGCUGUUACAUACGUGCUCAGUGCGCCUGCUCACGUUCAGAUUGGAGAUGUUCAGAUGCAAGGCACGGAGCAAGCUUAGGGUUGACCUACAUGAUCCCCCUGAAUUAACCUACUUCCUUACUACACUUAUGAAAAUGAUGAGUCGUGAUAUGGUCAUGAAACAGUUUUGUUUAUGAUGUUUGUCCUUAAAGUUUUCACUGAUUUAUAAAAUAAAAUGUUUUUGUGG
Molecule: messenger RNA, 1051 nt
Organism: Pundamilia nyererei
Lineage: Eukaryota; Metazoa; Chordata; Actinopteri; Cichliformes; Cichlidae
Product: dehydrogenase/reductase SDR family member 11-like
Exons: 7
Coding region: 140-904 (254 amino acids)
Source: RefSeq, a predicted model, not a curated record